Messenger RNA from Armigeres subalbatus, 3855 nucleotides. Its product is annotated as mucin-2-like. The transcript is spliced from 3 exons. Bases 723 to 3083 code for a protein of 786 amino acids. The record is from RefSeq and is a predicted model, not a curated record. NCBI's taxonomy places the organism in Eukaryota, Metazoa, Arthropoda, Insecta, Diptera, Culicidae.
AGACAGCUUCUUCCCCAGCCAGUCAGUCGGAAGGCACAAUCCAAAGCGAGCGGUCACAAAUCCGCAGUACCCAACCAGAAACGGAUGGAAAUCAGUAUUGCACCGAUGUCCGGGACAUUCUGGAGUGGAAUUGAGGAAUAAGUUUCGACGGUGAAAAAAGUGGUCAAUAUAAUUAAUUCCCAUUCAAUGGAAUUAACACUGUAAUCAUAUUAAUUAUCCAAAGUGAAGAACGAACGUCUUUUAAGGGACGACUGCCUCCUGAGGCAAGUGCAGAAAUCGAAAAUCCUUUCGAAGAAAGUUUCUAUUGGAAAGUGAAAAUUAUACGUUCUUACGGUACUCGCUACUCAAAAGUGUGCGUUUGGCCAAAGGCUAACGACUCUCCGCUGAUCGAGUCCAGUUCAGUCUUGCUCGGUCCGGGAACAGAGAAGGCAGUUUUUCUCGUUGCAGUUGCUUUGGGUGUGAGACAGUCCCGGAGGCUGCAGUAGGUGUUGAAGAAAGAAAGAACGGUCCUCGAUAUCAACUACAUCAUCAGCGGAGGGGAAGACCUGUUUGAAGCACCGAUCGACGACCGCAACACGAACGCUUCAGCGUGAUCUCUUCAAGCUGGACUAGGGAGGAAAGGUGCGCUCGAGCGCAUUCCAAGGCGCACAUAUUCCAGAAACAGGCGCGGAGAGAGAUCGAGAAACACAAGUGGACAGCAAAGUGAAGGAGAAAAUAACGCAAUGAAGCCCAGAUCCAUUUUGUUGAUGUGCCUUUUGGCGGGCACCGCAUUGUCCAGGCCAAAUCAGGAACCAAUCUUCUACCGUUCCAACAAUCCCCUGGAGGUGACAGAGGAGCUUAUUCCGACAACGAACGCUCUACCAUUGGUCGCGUCCGGUGGUGACUCAGAUCAUCAGACAUCGACCGGUGCAAGUAGUGGCACGAAGAAUAAUUCAGAAGCACAAGCGACGUCGACCACAACCUCAACACCGUUGGCUCAGGAUCACAUAAGCAGCCCAGUAUUUAAACGGCCGGAAAAUGCCCCGAAAACAAAAAUCGGAACAUCGGGCUACGUGGUAUCUACCAGCACUAGAAUCCUGACCAGCGCAGGUUUGCAUCAACCAUCGAAGGCGAAUACUGGCGAAGCGAAAGCCAACGACCAGAUUGUUACGUUCGAUAAUUUUGCCAGUCACAGUGGAGUCGCUGAACCGAUGUCUGAGGAGGAAUUUCACGAGUUCAGCAAAGCAAACGACAGAAUACGCAUUAGGGUGCAACCGACAACGACAACCCCUAAAGAGGGCUUAUCCACUUGGGUCCUUCUCAGUGAGAGCAACUCGCCUACUUCUACCGAAUCAAAAAAAGAGAUCUUCACUACCACCAGACCACAUACCACUGCCACGACUAGACGAACAGUGACCACCAGUGCGCGGAAACCGCUGACUACUGCAAGGCGUCGGACAACGACAAUAAACACUCGAACGACAACCGUUUCGGAAGAAAAGAAAGACAAGAACAAUAAAUUCAUGACCAGAAUCAAGGUGACUGAUGGACCGAAACCAAAAUUGGAAGACAAACUAGAUACUAUAACCAAGAAAACGAAGAAACCUUUCACGCCAACGAGCGCGAAAACUACAACAACGACAACAACGUUAGCGCCGACCACGACAACUACUGAACUGUCUGUGACUGAGUCUCCUCUUGGACCAACCGCAUCUGAUGAACAGAAUUCCGAUGACAACACUGUGGAGACAUCGACCUUCCUCAUCUUGGAACCUAAGGAUGCUCUGUUUGAUUUGCCGGAAGAUAGAUCACCGUCCAAAGUAGCAAAGAAGAAAGUUACUCGGAAGCCAGCCGCUGCAGCUAACAAGAAGAAACCAGCUACCAAGAAAAAGAAGCCAGAAGUGAAGGACGCUGCUCUUAAACCGAGUGAAAAGAAACCACCUGCGAAGAGCAAGCCAAUGACCACUCAGAUAAUGAACUAUCUCUCCCGUGAAGUCAUGCCAACAGUUGGUGUAGGUUUGGUAGGGCUGAUGAUAACUGCAGGCUUAGCAUCUUACUUCCUUGGUAGUCCUUUGACAGCUGCAUUACGGCGAUCGGACGAAACUAAUCGCAAAGACGAUGUCUACUAUUCCAACAUUGAAGAUUACGCCACAUCUGAUGGCCAGAACGAGGAAGAAGUUUUCGGCAAAUUGAUCGCCGGAAUGCCAGAACGUUCUUACUACCGUAAUACGCUGAGACGACGAGUGAGUCAGCCAGUGCGGACUGGACAUCAAUAUGGAAACUAUCACGUACAAAGCUAUUCAGUUAAUAAGUACCCUCAAAUCAACUACCGUAACCAGCCGCGUCCAGCUUAUGCAGGAACGCCAGAAAUGUACACCAAUUAUAACCGCCAAGUGCAGGCCAAGUCUCAUAACGAAUUCUACUAUAACACUCCACCAAGCUUUUACACCAAAUCCAGCUCUCCCGUUUAUGUAGCUCCGGAAAGUACAACCUUUUCACCGAGCACUACCAGCAGCACUAAUGUCCCACUAACGAGCGCGGAACCCGUCUCAGAAGAAAUCUCCCAAGACAUUUCCGAGCAAGACCACGAACUCCUUCCAAACCCAGCGGCCUACACUGCAGAGCAUAGCCCGGAACAUCACGCUCAGUAUGUCGUUGGAAGUGUCUAUCAUCAGGACAACAGUAUGAUCGACAUCAUCACUUCCGCCCCUGUUCCUGAGCACGGACCCCGACGCCGAAAGCGUGACAUCACUAGUGCGGAAAACGAAAUCGAUAACGAAAUCGACAAUGAAAUCAUCGGAAGUGAUGAUAGAAAGCCAGAAGAAAAGAUAACCAGCACAAGUGCUACAACAACGACCGCCACAGAAACCAUGGAUAUGUUCGUCCCUACGACCGAGGGUGAGACAGGAGAGACCAACCCUGUUCCAUCGGGUGAGCGACCAAUUAGUUGGUCCGAGCUGAUCCGGAAUACCGUCGAGAUGAAACUGGUCGUGGGCAUCAAUCUGCUGCAGCACGUGACGAGUCAGUUCCAGAGAUAUCUGCAUGGCGUCCAGCAUCGUGUCGAAGAGCACUUCAAUCAAACCAGCAGCGUGGUGCAGCAUUGACAUCGGCCUCUGCUACUCAGCUGCUUGUUUUAGUUUAUGGCAUUUAAGACUCACUCAGUGCACAAUAUGCGAAUGAGAAAGAACGGUUCUUUAUCGAAAAGAGUUCAACUUGCGGGUACGAGUUUGAGGACUGAAAUCUCGUUUGUCGGAGAACUGACUCGUCGUUGGAAAGAAAAUUGAGAAAAUUCCCUUAACCCCCUUAUCUUUAUUGUCUCAUCUUUCGACUGACUGAUCAAACCAAAACUUAACCAAAAAUGGGUAAUGAGAAUUCUUUCCUGAUUUCGUACCGAAUUCGAAUACUAAUCGAAGUAGGCACCAGCGAGUUGAAUUAUGUUUAGCCUUCAGCCAAGCCUGCAGCUGCUGUGCAUCAACCCGUGCAAAAUCCAUGGCAUAUUUGUUUCGGUGUAAAAAAGUUGAGUGGCUUGUUGCUGAAGGCUAUUUUAAGACGGAUAUUCACAUGUGCACCAUUUUUUAUUUAAAAAUCCCAGUUAUUCUGCACCUUUUUCAGUGAAAAAUAAAACAGAAACGAAAGAAGGCAACCGAAAUAAAGUAAAACAAAUAAGAAACAUGGCGAUGGUGUUGUGAAUUUUAUUUAUUUAUUUAUUUUUUUCGACAUCGUUGUACAUAAAAUUUAUGGUGUUUUAUUCUUACUUUUAAGCGAUAAUACAUGGAAAUGAGUUUUCUUAUUGUGUCUGUGGAAAUAAAUUAUUUAUUUUAAUACAUACAUAUUGGGUGUUCUAUAAAUAUAAUAAAUUAGGAAAGUUGACGCAUA